This is a messenger RNA of Mizuhopecten yessoensis (Yesso scallop), 2199 nucleotides long. RefSeq lists its product as uncharacterized. The record is from RefSeq and is a predicted model, not a curated record. Gene Ontology annotation, molecular function: transmembrane transporter activity. The transcript is spliced from 3 exons. Gene Ontology annotation, biological process: transmembrane transport. Gene Ontology annotation, cellular component: membrane. Bases 92 to 1567 code for a protein of 491 amino acids. NCBI's taxonomy places the organism in Eukaryota, Metazoa, Mollusca, Bivalvia, Pectinida, Pectinidae.
UUACUACACGUAUAAACCUAACAACACACUGACGAAAACAUUGUUACAUUGGGCUAUCUGGGUACAUCUACACGGAAUAGAUUCCUUCUGAAUGACAAUGGCGGAUCAGAGGUCGGCACGGUACUUUACCGUGAUGAAGUGGAUUGGACUGGCGAUUGGAUGUGCCGCCAAGUUUGUGUCUGGGUCUUUAUUCGUGUUCAACUCCUACGAAGAUGCUCUCAAAACCACAUUCAACUUCACCGCCAAAGAGGUUCAGCUUCAAUCGUCGUUCCUUAACAUCGGCCUUGGGAUUGGGUUCCUGCCGGGAAUGUUCUACGACAGAUUCGGACCCCAAUGGUGUUCGGGGGCGGGGCUGGUUCUGUCCCUGGCCGCAUACCUUCUUCUAUGGAGUACCACCAGGUCUAUCGCGUUCUACAGCUCGCGUAGCUGGCUCAUGGCGAUAUAUUUCUUCCUUUGUGGUAUUGGUUCUGUGUUCACCUAUAUGGUCGCCCUCAACACGAACGUCAUAAACUUUCAUCCAAAACACCGAGGGAAAAUCGUUGGUAUCCUCAACGCGUUUUUUGCGGGCAGCCCAUCAGUAUUCGCAACAUUUUAUUUCCAUGUAAUUGGGAAAGAUGACCCAAAGAGUGCCGACAGUUUUUCCACCUUAAUGGCGGUGUUCGCCGUGUGUUUUGUGGUCAUCGAUAUUCUGUGUGUUGCCUUCAUGCGAGUGUAUCCUCGUAUUGAGACCACAGACAAAACGAUACCGGAUGUAAGUGUACAUGACGUGCGUAACGACGGCGUUCAAAUUGACAACAAAUGCUUCAUAGGUGACGAUGAUAAAUCAGCAAUCUCCGAUGAUAUUGUAGUGUCUAAUGACAUCCAAAUUUCUGAAAAUGCGAUUGAGACAAAGGCAUCUGCUACAGAAUCAGUGGUUUCCAAUGUUGAUCAAAGUUCUGAUGAGGUGUCAAUAUUAACUAUCCUCACUACACUGGACUAUCAGUUGCUGACGUGGUUAUUUACUUUGGCGUCUGUUGUUGGUCUGGUUUACACAAUCGCCCUAACACAGACCACGUCAGCACUGAAAUUGGACAGUCAUAACGCCGACAUCGUUCUGGUCAUUCCCAUCACCAACGCUGUCAUCAGUGCCGCGGUUGGUGUGAUUUCUGACCGCUAUCAACAAAGGUUACCCCGUCUUGGGAUCCUCAUUGCGGGGGUAACGACGUUUAUUAUUUGCCAGGGUCUCGCGGUAGGGUUGGCCGACAAUUACCCGACGCUUGUCACUGCCACAGUGGUGAACGGGAUUGGACAAGGAUUCAUUUGGUCAAUCGCUCCAGCUGUCAUGAGUGAAAUGUUCAGCAUCAAUAACCUCGGUCGUAACUGGGGAAUCGCCCUUCUGGCAUCAUCGUUGGUUGGUCUAGGUGCCCAGGAGGCUUUUGGUGCGCUCUACGACGCGGCGAUAUCAAACCCUGGGGAAGUGUACUGUUAUGGGAUGAAGUGUGUCCGUUGGGGACACACCGUCACCCUCGGGAUGGCCGUGCUCGCUAUGAUUCUGGGCGUGGCACUGUAUAUACGGAGACGAAGAUAGACAAACAUGUUAAAGACACAAUUAACUUGCGCGUAAUUGUGUCUAAUUGGAGAAAAAAAAGGAAAUCAAAAAACAGAAGCAAAAAAAUAAAAGUAUUUCUUUUUUAUAAAUUUCGUAUCUUAAUUGUGCUCAAAAUGUUAAAAUAAAAAUGACGUCAGACUUGUCAUGUGUAUAUUUCAUGACUGCGGCAGAAAAAAAAGAUAAAUGAAAUUCAACGGAGAAACCUUAAACGUUAUGAUUAUAAUUGAUAACUUCAAAAUGAAAAUAGACCCUGUCAAAAACAACACGAGUGCUUCCAUUCACAUUGUGGGACUGGGCUUCAGUUUAUGAUGUCGUAGUUCGAUGACGUUACAAUCAAGGAGACAAUGCACAUUUCAAGCUUUCUGACUGGUUAUGAUAUUCAUAGCUUUUGUAUUCUGUAUUUUUAUUGGUUUAAAUCCGGGAAAGUUUUAUUUUUCACUGGUGACAAAUACAUCAUUUAGAUAUACCUGACCGUAGUGAAAAUGAACUUUCAUUUAUUAAAUAAUUGCCGAUGUGGCCAUGGGAAAAUGCAAUGAAAACAAAAACGUAAUCGUAAAAAAAUGCCAAUGUUUUCAAUGGUUGAAGUCAUUAAAUUUGAAAUAGUUCACGUU